Molecule: messenger RNA, 1176 nt
Organism: Cantharellus anzutake
Lineage: Eukaryota; Fungi; Basidiomycota; Agaricomycetes; Cantharellales; Hydnaceae
Product: origin recognition complex, subunit 5
Exons: 3
Coding region: 1-1176 (391 amino acids)
Biological process (GO): DNA replication initiation; DNA replication
Cellular component (GO): nuclear origin of replication recognition complex; nucleus
Molecular function (GO): DNA replication origin binding
Source: RefSeq, a predicted model, not a curated record
AUGCGUCCCGCAUGGGGAGCCUCUCCUGACCCUCUGCUCGUCUUUGUUCCCCCUCUCACCCCCUUGCAGACCAAACAGUACCUUGUUUCGUUGUACCCUAGAUGCCCUUCGUCGCUGCUGGAUGUCUACACCCCUCGCCUUGAAUCGACGUAUUCCAAAUACAUUGAUCUCUUGUAUAUGGUAUGUGCGGAGGUGACCUCGGAUCCCAAGCACCUGUCAUAUAUCGCAUCUGCACAUUGGCCCGGGUUUAUCGCACCAGUUGUGCAAGAGUGGAAAGCUCUUUACUGCGAGCGUCAGAGAGUAACUGAAAACACUGAAGCUUCGUUCCAGUCGACCCCGCCUCCUGACGAGCGAUCCACUCACACCUCCCCUUCGGACAUGGAUAUGGAUGAGCUCGCAGAAAAAUCAGGCGAAGAGCUCAACGUUUUAUAUCCUGUCCCAACAAAUGACGAUUUUCAUCGGCUCUCUAGGCGAUCUAAUAAGGGCCUCGUCUCGGCCCUCCACACACUCUAUCCUCGCCUCAUGAGUGCUCCCCAUUGGGCCGAGCUGAACGCUCCUCCCAAAACACUCCGUCUUUCUGACACUUUAGCAUUUAGCCAAAGUAUUUCCACGUCCCCCUCAAAGCAAAAGAAGACGGAGGAAGACACGGCCCUAGGGAAUCUCACUCAAAGGCUUACUUGGCGUGCCAAGUUGAUGCUCGUCGCCAGCUAUCUUGCCAGCCUAAAUCCAUCUAAAACUGAUGCGAGGUUGUUCGAACGAUCGGCGGAUGGCGGUAGAGUGCGCCUCAAAAAAGGGGGCGGAGCUCGGAAAUCACCCACUAAGUCAAAAGGGGCUGUGGCUGGUGCAGCCUCUAAGUUACCGCGGCACCUUACAGGUCCUUCCGUCUUCCCGCUUGAUCGGUUCAAAGCGAUCUUUGAAGCCCUGAUACUCGAACAUGGUGGAGAUCAGGCGGAUGAGGAAGAGUGGUCUUCCACCGAAGCAAGUCGCGUACAGGUCCUUGCGUGUAUGUCGGAACUUGUCCAGAUGCAGCUCAUUCAACGCGGAAGCCCCAGUUCGGAGGAUAAGCUCGAAGGAUCCACGACGUUCAAAAGUAAUGUCACUACUGAGUUAGCGCACGAAAUUGCUCGGGAGCUUAAGAUCGACCUUGGGGGCUAUCUGUGCGAUGUCUUCAAUUGA